AUGGGGUUCGGCAACGGCGUCAGUUGCGGAAUCAUUCGCGCUCACGGAGAAAGGCAGCCUACAGCCGUCGCUAUCAAAUCUGUGAAGCCAUCCCCGAGGCCAGUCCUUGUGCCCUCCCAUCGUGUACCGGCUAAAUCCAUGGGACUCAACAUUCACGCCACGGCCAUCAUCAACCAAGCCCACUUUUGGACGGGCAGGGCGAAUAACAAGGCCAACAUAAAGCGUAACGCAACUCCCGCUGGCCAAAAUACUACCGAAGAGAAGGUCAAGGUCGUACUCUCUAGUGGUACCGGUUUAGUCGAAUCCGACUCAAACCCGGACUCAUACUCAUCGCGCGAGGCUACUCCGCCGUACACCCUACCUUCGCAGAGAGUAGGCCCAACCAAGUCCAGGGCCAAUUCUGGUGCCUCUGCGAACGGCAUGCUUACUUCAAGCAAGUGGGUCAACUUACCUUCCGAUUCGCCAAAGAUCGCCCAGAUUGAGGUCAACGCGGAUGUUAAGAUUGAGACGAAGUUUACUUUUGUGGAGCCCUUGACUCCAGCCAACUAUCUAUCGUCCGUAUCAGCAGACGGUUUGCCGCUCUGGGAUGACGACCAAGACUCUGAACCCGAAGAAUCCGAACCAAUACCGCACUAUCCUACUAAGGCCGUCGUUAUGUUCUACUACGAGCAAGGAGGUCAAAAAGGUCGCAAGUUCUCACAGCCUUCGAAGAUCGUGAGUGACUCUACUCACUUGCUCGACAAGGUCGCCGAUCCCGAGGAAUACUUUAAGUGGAAGGCAGCGUAUAAGGACAGUCCUCUUGGCCCUAAAGAGUACUGGGAUAUCGUUUCGUACCACGAACAUGCGCACCAGAAGAGAGCUUUGACACUCUGA
Messenger RNA from Mytilinidion resinicola, 873 nucleotides. RefSeq lists its product as uncharacterized. The record is from RefSeq and is a predicted model, not a curated record. Lineage: Eukaryota; Fungi; Ascomycota; Dothideomycetes; Mytilinidiales; Mytilinidiaceae. Bases 1 to 873 code for a protein of 290 amino acids. The transcript is spliced from 3 exons.